AUGCACCAGCCUAAGUUGCACUGGUAUAAAAAAAUCUGGAAUCCUGCAGUGCUUCCUUCAACAUCUGCUAAUGUUUGGAAGAUUGCUAGAAAUGUGUGUGCAACAGAAGAGAAUCUGAGGAAAAGGGGUUUUCAGAUUGCUUCAAGAUGCUACAUUUGUCAUGAUGAAGAAGAUAAUAUAGAGCAUAUCUUGUGGAAAUGUGAUUUCAGUACCAGCUUGUGGAAUUGGCUCUCAGGUAUCUUCUUAUUUCCCGAACCAAAUUCUUUUGAGGAUGUGUUGAAAAUGCAUAAAAAUUCUAGUCAUGUGAUUAAAGAGUUAUGGGUUAUCAGUUCUUAUACAGUUAUGGUUGAAUUAUGGUUCUUAAGAAAUGCAAUAUAUUAUGAUAUUGAGAAGUCUGUGUUAACCAAAAUUCAGUUAAGAAUUGCUAGAAAAGUCCAUGAUUGUGAAGUUAGACUGAAAGGUGUUAUGUGGGGAACUGACACUGAAAAAUCAAUCUUACAAUUCUUUAAUAUCCAAGUCAGGAAAAUGAGAAGAACCAGAAUUAUUGAAAUACUCUUUUAUCUGCCAAAUGAGAAUGAAUUGUCAUUAUGUUGUGAUGGGGCUUCUAGAGGGAAUCCAGGCAGUGAAGGCUACGGCUUUGUAGUAAGGAAUCAUGUUGGAGCUUUCAUUUUUGCAGAAUCUGGUGGUUUGGGGAUUACUACUAAUUAUGUAUCAGAAUUCAUUUCUUGUAUCAAGGCUUUAGAAUGGGCAGUUGAGCAUCUCUCCUUCAAGCUAGUUCUGCAAUCUAAUUCUAGUAUGUGUGCAAAAACUUUACAAUAG
This is a messenger RNA of Papaver somniferum (opium poppy), 819 nucleotides long. RefSeq lists its product as uncharacterized. The coding region runs from base 1 to 819 and encodes 272 amino acids. The transcript has a single exon. Gene Ontology annotation, molecular function: nucleic acid binding; RNA-DNA hybrid ribonuclease activity. The record is from RefSeq and is a predicted model, not a curated record. NCBI's taxonomy places the organism in Eukaryota, Viridiplantae, Streptophyta, Magnoliopsida, Ranunculales, Papaveraceae.